CAACAGUGACGUCAGCGCGCCGCUGCGGUGCAGUGACGCGCGGCGAUUGGGUGAGCGCGGAGCUAAAGUGUGCAGUAGAGUAAAAAGACAAGAGGCGGACAACAACAGCUGCGACCGUAUGAAGCAAACUAAAGACACACUCGCACUUUUGAGGCUCACACGAUAAAGAUUCGGAUGUCAGGAUGGCUGCAAACUUCAAAAUUUCAGACAGUGAUUCAGAGGCAUCAGAGGAGGUAGGGGAAGAAGAAAACCAACAGUCAGCAGGACAAGCUCAAGAAAGCAAGCCCCAGACGCUUUCCCUUCCUGUAAUCAAAACGACAGCUGCUGGAAGGCUCAGGGUGAACUCAGAGUCCCACACUUCCUCAAUUGCCAGGGAUGAGGAGCUCAUGGCUAGAGGGGAGGAUGAGGUCUGUACUCCCACAGAGGGAGACCCAUUCAGGCGAAGGUCAAAGUCAGCUCCCCCUGCUCUGUGGGCUGCCAAGAAGUACGGCAGGCAGCUUCGACGAAUGAGUGACGAGUUUGACAGCUUACUAGAUAAAGGGGAGAUGAAGGUCAAGAAGCUGCACCACUCUAAAACCUGGUGGAGCUAUCUCUUUAGUCACCAAGAGACUGAAGGAGAGAACAACCAUCUUGAAAACCACAACCAACGCACUGAGUAAGCACUGAGAGGACAAGGAUACAAGGUCCGGAGGAGCGGAUUGGGGAAACUGUAGCCGAGAGACAAUAUUUAAGAUCAGAACAAGACUGAAGAGGAUUUGGCUCGAUCAAAAAGAGUGGGACGUGCAGUAAAAAGCAAAAAAGUACAUGUUCAGUGAAUCCCAUCAUAGUCAUGCCAUUUUAUGUCAUUGUUAACUACCUUUAAAUAGAACUUUUGUACUCGUGUUGAGUGUGGUGUAAACAAUGUUAUUGGGAAGUCCACUGUGGAAUUGAAAGGCAGUGAUGAGGAGGAACUGCUGCCGAAAUCCUGCAAAACGGAUAAAAAGAUGGGCCGAGAGAGGGGCUAUAAUCUCUUCUAAACACACAAACAAAGCCUUGUUUAGUCGUAGAAGAGACGCUCGGUUUAAAGACGCUUAGCAUUACAGUUGUCUCUCACAUUGACAUUGCACGGUGUGCUGUGUAUUGCACGGUGUGCUGUGUAUGGAGAGAGGAAUAAUACCUGACUACUGAAGGCCAAAUUGAAUGCUGUUAGAUUUUUUUUCCUUCCUGCUUUCCUCAUUUUCAUGAGGAAAUCUCCAGAAGCUGUUCGUGUUUGACUUGCACGCUCAUUUUGUGCCAAAAUGAUCUGCCGGCAACAGGAGACAGUACUUUUUUCUUUUUUUUUGGCAUUCGGUUUAGGCCUCUUCUUAAACAACUGUACUCAACUAUCAUCUGCUUUAUAUCACAAAUUUAUCCCAAAAAAAAAAAAAGGAAAAAUCUUUUACAAGGACAAUCUCUGAUGCAGAAGUAAUAUCUUUUUUUGUAAAACUUCAGGGAUAAUAGCUGAGGGCGUUAAACAGUAAGGCACAAUCCAAUAUGAAUAUGUGUUUAAAGCCUUGGACGAGCAUAAACAAACAAUUGAAAUUUUUAUGUGUAAAUAUUUUAACAUUUUAUGAAAUGGUAAAGGGUGGGGAGGGGGUGGGGGUGAGUAAGAUGGUUUAGCCAGAUUUUAUUAACGAGGUUACCGUGCUGUUAAGCUCUGCUAACCCAGCAAUAGGCAGUGUACAAUCCAUGGCUGUUGUGAUAAAUGUUGCGUGCUGAGCUCUCGGUGCAUGGGUGAAUACAGAGUCCAGUCACAUUAAAAAUGAGGGAUUUCCACUUGCUUUUUGCUUGAAGGAUUUUCAGGAGAAAUCACAUCCUGACGUUUUUGUUUGUUUAUUUUGUUUUUAAUCAGUUUAAAUGUGAGUUGAUCACUUUGACCUGUAAGGGGAUGUGAUUAAAAUGGGCUCAUAAACUCUCAUGCCUUAGCUUUAGAAGUGCUGAUCUGAUGCCAGCUUUGCUGGUGUUCUUUAGGCACGUAAGGCGCAUAAUAUAUAUGCUUUAUGGAAAUUCUAACUAAGGGCAAAGAUCAGCAUUUCUGUGCAGCUCGGUAAACAUGAGUGGGCUACUUGUGGCUUGUUUAUAAAUACGUGAUUGCUGAAAAUGGUAGUGGGUUUGUUCAAGUUGUCUUAUUCUUCCUUCCUCUCGACUUGUAGCGUUGAGUUGUGAAGUGCUCGGGUGUGCAGGCAUUUAUAUGGUUUUCAAAUUC
Molecule: messenger RNA, 2224 nt
Organism: Haplochromis burtoni (Burton's mouthbrooder)
Lineage: Eukaryota; Metazoa; Chordata; Actinopteri; Cichliformes; Cichlidae
Gene: badb
Product: BCL2 associated agonist of cell death b
Exons: 4
Coding region: 183-659 (158 amino acids)
Biological process (GO): apoptotic process
Source: RefSeq, a predicted model, not a curated record